GUGCAGGUGCUGCAAACGCUGAGCAUCCUGAUCCAGAACCUGCGCAACCAGCAGACCGUGUACUACCUGUUCAGCAACAACCACAUCAACGAGAUUGUGUCCAUGCGCUUUGACUUUGAGGAUGACGAAGUGCUGGGCUACUACGUCAACCUGCUCAAGGCCAUCAGCCUGAAGCUGAACGAGGUGACGGUGCAGUUCUUCUUCCAGGCGGGGGGGCCGCGCCCGGGGUCCUCGCCCGCCACCCCGCGCCCCGCCUCCUUCCCGCUCUACACCGAAUCCAUCAAGUUUGUCAACCACAGGGACCCCAUGGUUCGCACCGCCGUGAAGACGCUGACGCUCAACGUGUACGGCAUC
Chlorella variabilis is the source of this 354-nucleotide messenger RNA. RefSeq lists its product as hypothetical. Gene Ontology annotation, biological process: endosomal transport; endosome to lysosome transport; regulation of autophagosome maturation. NCBI's taxonomy places the organism in Eukaryota, Viridiplantae, Chlorophyta, Trebouxiophyceae, Chlorellales, Chlorellaceae. Gene Ontology annotation, cellular component: endolysosome membrane; late endosome. The transcript is spliced from 3 exons. The annotation marks the transcript as partial. The record is from RefSeq and is a predicted model, not a curated record.